AUGCCUCGUCUUUGUGUCUCAAUGCUGCUCUGGGUCGUCCUGCUGGGUCUCCUCUCUCUAAUAGAUUUGGGGCGUGAGAAGCGCAGCAUGCCCAACUGGGCUCUGACCUCCUCUGACUUCUUCGGCUGGGUGGAGGCUCUGCGCGAGUACGCUGGUUAUGAGAAGAUUGAAGAACUGUCCAGAACCUUCUGGGCACACUUCCCCUCCGCCAGCCGCCUGGGCUAUGAGCUGUCCGACCCUGACGAGGAGUGA
Molecule: messenger RNA, 252 nt
Organism: Oncorhynchus masou masou (cherry salmon)
Lineage: Eukaryota; Metazoa; Chordata; Actinopteri; Salmoniformes; Salmonidae
Gene: otos2
Product: otospiralin 2
Exons: 2
Coding region: 1-252 (83 amino acids)
Biological process (GO): sensory perception of sound
Source: RefSeq, a predicted model, not a curated record